UGGGAGGAAGGAUUUGCCUCGAACGAAAUCCAACGUAUCAAUACAAUCUUCCCUUUCCAUUCUCUGAAUCCAUUUCUUAUCUCGCAAAUUGAUUAUUAUUUUCUUCAGUUCAUCUAUCACAAUCUAGAUUCAUAACAGAUUGUCUCUUGAUAAUAUUAAAAGACUGAUUGUUUCUCGUAGUAAAGUUACCCCUCACCGUCACCGGAGUCGGCACAUUGGGCCGGCUCCGAUUUCCCCUUUAAGGGAAUACGGUCAUACACGUCGACGUUUUUAAGAGGGAUAGUUUUGCAAAUUAAACUGGAAUGAAACGUGGGUAGGUGAAGGCUGAAGCCAUGCUGGUUGGUCGCAGUAGGUAGGUAAGCGUAGAGUCCUAGACCCUUCUUCCUCUCUCUCUCUCUUUCUUCAUUUCUUCGAUUCUUCUUCCUUAUUAGCUUCUUGUGAAAAAAUAAAGUUGCUAAACCACAAAGCUUGGAACGCAACCAGGAAGAAGAUAGGGAAUUGGGAUGGGGCUUUAUACAACUGUGAUGGAAGAGAUGACGGAGUACACGGGGCUAUCUCCGGCGGCCUUCUUCACCAUCGCGGCUCUUAUGGUCGUGGUUUAUAAGAUGGUGUGCGGCAUGUUUGUUUCCCCCGAAGAUUUCAAUAAACCCCCCAUCGUUACCGCCGGAAACAUCAACUCCAACCUUUUUAACUCGAGUUUCUCCAGUACUAAUGAUGGAAACCCGGUCCAAUUGGGAGACAUGACUGAGCAGCAACUAAGAGCCUACAACGGUUCUGACUCCAAUAAACCCAUCUUAAUGGCCAUCAAAGGUCAGAUCUACGACGUCUCUAGCUCCAGGAUGUUUUAUGGUCCUGGUGGACCGUAUGGAAUGUUUGCGGGAAGGGAAGCCAGCAGAGCCCUAGCGCUUCUAUCUUUUAACCCCCAAGACAUUAAUGGUAACCUUGAAGGUCUGGAUGCUUCCGAGCUUGAAAUUUUGCAGGAUUGGGAAGAUAAAUUCAUUGAAAAAUAUGCGAAAGUUGGGCAGCUUGUCCCAGAAGGAACGAGGAUUGAGCACCCUGAAAGUGGAGAUAAAGUUGAAGAGAGUCAGAACCCGCAAGAAAAAGCAAAAGCACAAUAGAGGGGGGAAAAAGAAAAUGCUUUCAUUUUCUUGGUUUUCUCCUCUCCAUGAGGUUGAGCUUCAGAGCAUUUAGCUGAGGUUUUAAUCUUGUAGUGGGUUGCUGCCAUGGAUGGCAGUAACAAAAUUGAUCCUAGAGCUGAAUAAAUGAGACCCUUUUGAUUGCAUUUUAUUGCUAGGCAGAUGGUUUCCAAAUCUGUAUGUAUGAUGUGUAUGGUUAGUAUGUAAUGUAGAACCUGCUCCUUCCCUGUUGAGGGUUUUUCUUGCA
Messenger RNA from Juglans microcarpa x Juglans regia, 1383 nucleotides. RefSeq names its product membrane steroid-binding protein 2-like. NCBI's taxonomy places the organism in Eukaryota, Viridiplantae, Streptophyta, Magnoliopsida, Fagales, Juglandaceae. The coding region runs from base 504 to 1118 and encodes 204 amino acids. The transcript has 2 exons. The record is from RefSeq and is a predicted model, not a curated record. Gene Ontology annotation, cellular component: membrane; endomembrane system.